This is a messenger RNA of Argentina anserina (silverweed cinquefoil), 2443 nucleotides long. RefSeq names its product transcription initiation factor TFIID subunit 5. Gene Ontology annotation, biological process: transcription initiation at RNA polymerase II promoter. The record is from RefSeq and is a predicted model, not a curated record. Bases 27 to 2108 code for a protein of 693 amino acids. Gene Ontology annotation, molecular function: RNA polymerase II general transcription initiation factor activity; protein binding. NCBI's taxonomy places the organism in Eukaryota, Viridiplantae, Streptophyta, Magnoliopsida, Rosales, Rosaceae. The transcript is spliced from 18 exons. Gene Ontology annotation, cellular component: transcription factor TFIID complex.
GUGUUGCAGAAAGAAAAGAAAGAGGAAUGGAGGAGGAGCAGCUUGAGAAAUUCGUAACGGACUUCUUGAAGAAGAAAGGGCUGAGGGCUCUCCCAGAUGAAGUUAACCAGUCCGCAAAUACCCCCGGGGCCUCUCAAUUCGACCCCGACGUCGUCAGGCAAAUCCUCGCCUUCUCCGGAUUUCAGGAUGCUCCUGCACGCUACCAAGAUGAAUAUGCCAAGUUGAGGUCGUGGGCUUGUACUUCUCUAGACUUGUACAGGCAUGAGUUGCUCCGUGUUCUUUACCCUGUUUUUAUUCAUUGUUUCAUGGAUCUCGUUGCUAAGGGCCACAUUCAAGAAGCGAGGACAUUUUUCAGUAGCUUCCGCGAAGACCAUGAAAUGAUGCACCUGCGAGAUCUACACAAGUUGGAAGGAGUUCUUUCUCCCUCUCAUCUGCAGGAGAUGGAAUUUGCUCAUUCUCUUAGGCAGAGCAAAGUGAACAUCAAGAUAUGUCAGGUAACUUUCUGCUUCUUUUUACUGUGUCUGACUGUAUAUAGAGCUCAACCACCCUCUUAUGUUUGUGGUCAAUUGUCCUUCCAGUACUCCUAUGAGCUUCUGCUGCAGUUCUUGCACAAGUCACAGUCCACCACAAUGCUUGGGAUUAUCAAUGAGCAUAUUAAUUUCCAAGUUUCUCCUGGACAACCCAGCUCGAUUACUGAUGAUGCGGAGGCUGUAACACUUACAGGAGGCAGCCAGGAGUCGGCUAAUCAAAUAAACCAGAAGGAAAUUCAUUGGGGGUUGCUUGAAGAUUCGUUGGAAGAACGCUUGGAAAAGGUCAGUGAAAUGGCUUUAGAUUCUGAAAGAGCUGAAGGCGAACCAAAAGAAGGGGAGGCUGAUGAAAGUAAGAAGAAAUCAAUUGAAGUUGGUAAACAGGGUGCUUCUAUCAAAAAACAAAAAAAGGACAAGGCUGUUAGUGCAAUAGCGAAAAGUGCACGCCCCGAGGCAACCCCUGUACCUACCGCACCACGAGUCAAACCAGAACUUACUUUGCCAGUAAUUCCACCAGAAGUUGAACAGUCUAUUCUUGAGGACUUGAGAAACCGUGUACAGUUGAGUAGUGCUGCGCUACCAUCCGUCAGUUUUUAUACUUUUAUCAACACACACAAUGGUUUGAACUGUUCAUAUAUAUCCCAUGACGGAUCCCUGGUUGCCGGUGGAUUUUCUGACUCAUCGCUGAAGGUCUGGGACAUGGCAAAGAUUGGGCAACAGUCUGUUGGUUCAGAUCUGCAGGGUGAAAAUGGCACGGCUUCAAGUGAACAAGUUGCUGGGUCAAAUGGCGGGAAAAGACCAUACACAUUGUUUCAGGGUCAUUCAGGGCCAGUUCAUUCUGCUACUUUCAGUCCUCUUGGUGACUUCAUACUUUCGUCUUCAGCAGACUCAACUAUUCGGUUGUGGAGUACAAACCUAAAUGCUAAUCUUGUUUGCUACAAGGGUCAUAACUACCCUGUAUGGGAUGUUCAGUUUAGCCCUGUAGGUCAUUAUUUUGCCAGUGCUUCACAUGAUAGAACAGCAAGAAUUUGGUCUAUGGACAGAAUACAGCCUUUAAGAAUAAUGGCAGGGCACUUAUCUGAUGUUGAUUGUGUACAAUGGCAUUCCAACUGCAAUUACAUUGCUACUGGUUCUAGUGACAAAACAGUUAGAUUAUGGGACGUUCAGAGUGGAGAGUGUGUCCGAAUAUUCAUUGGCCACAGGAGUAUGAUUUUAUCUCUAGCAAUGUCACCUGAUGGCCGAUAUAUGGCUUCGGGUGAUGAAGACGGCUCAAUCAUGAUGUGGGAUCUUUCAACUGGCCGCUGCGUUACACCUUUGAUGGGUCAUACAUCAUGCGUAUGGACAUUGGCUUUCAGUGGUGAAGGUUCACUCCUUGCUUCUGGAUCUGCUGAUUGCACGGUUAAAUUAUGGGACAUAACUGCAAGUACAAAGUUGCCCAAGGCUGAAGAAAACAGAAGCGGAAGUGCUAGCAGAUUGAGGUCAUUGAAGACUUUACCAACCAAGAGUACGCCUGUCUACUCCUUAAGGUUUUCUCGAAGGAAUCUUCUGUUUGCAGCAGGGGUCCUUUCAAAAACUGUUUAAGUACACUCCCCCCCAGACUGUUGAUUCAAUUCUUGGAAGACCGCCUGAGUUUGCAGUUUUGCACCACCACGCCACCAAGAGUCUUUUAUGUCUGCCUUCCUGUAUUCAUUACUGCACCUAGCUAGAGUAUAUCAUACCAUGAGACCCUGGAUUUUAUUUUUGUAGUUUGGAACUUUGGAUUGCAUCAUCUCAAACGUAGCCGCCUUCUCAUUCUCUUUUGUUAGAUAUUGGAGCUUGUAUUUUCCCCUAGUAUGGUGCUCCUUUGUUAUAUUGGAUCUUGUAUUUUUCCCUUGUAAAAUGAGUCGGAUUUCCAUCGGUCAUGAAUUUCAGAAUUU